GCCAACUCUCCGACCGUCGCGAUGGCCCGCCCUGCUCGGUUCAAGGACACGCUUCCGUCGUACUAUUCGCAGUCGAGUCGGCGCAAGUGUGGCCCUGCACCAUGUGCGGAAGCCCCCGCGUCGCCUCGAUUGUUUGCAGAUCCCGCAGCCACACCGCCCUCCUCCUUCGACAGCCCCGCAACGCCGCCAUCCGCACCGUCAACGCAGAGCACAGCCAUCGUGAUCACACAGCCAGCGAGAAAGGUACAGCCCCGUCCCCAAGUAGUGCCACGACCGACCCGGCCAUCGUUGUCGGACCAACUGGCUACGAUUCGCCUCGAGGCGCACUCGGUCGUUCAGUCGCUGACAAAACAAUGCGUUGCCACGGCGGCGUUCACCGUGCCAACGCUGAGCCUGGUUGUGGGCCGGCUCGAGUGCAAAUUUCCUUCCCCCGCGACGUUUUCAACGACCGAGUGCCGCUACCAGUUUGUACAUGGCGCGCGAGACAUUGCGAUGCACAUGUACUACCGGGACAUGACCGGCGUCGUGUUUUGCAAGCGCGCGCUCACACUUCGCUUCAAGAUUGCCCACCCCCUGGCACAGUUUGGACCGGACUACGAUCCCCACAAUCGAAACCAUGCCAUCGUCAUCGGCCUUGCGUCCGUGGCCGACUGGUCCAGAGCAAAGCAAGUUGUGCUGGCCAACGCCAUGCCGAGAUAAACCCACUUCAAGAGCUCGCUCGCUCCAAGCUUUGCACGCACCACACACGAUGCGCGGCUGGUAGCAACCACUGUAGUCGCCCCUCCGAGAGGGGAG
Aphanomyces invadans is the source of this 795-nucleotide messenger RNA. RefSeq lists its product as hypothetical. The coding region runs from base 22 to 699 and encodes 225 amino acids. Lineage: Eukaryota; Oomycota; Saprolegniomycetes; Saprolegniales; Verrucalvaceae. The transcript has 2 exons. The record is from RefSeq and is a predicted model, not a curated record.